UGCUUGUCUGUUGUGCGGUCUGUCGUCCAGUGGCCACUCACAACAAACAGCAAUCGCAGAUUCUCCAAUCCCCCCUCCCCCAUACACACUCUACAAUUCCCGAAUCAUAUACAUAUUGUUUCAAUCACAAUGUCAGGGUGGAUGUCCUACUUCACAGGUCGCAAAGACACUCGAGAAUCAGCUCGAGAUGCCAUUGUCGGCCUGCGCCAACAAUUAUUGAUGCUCGAAAAGAAGGAAGAGUUUUUGCAGAAGAAGAUUGAAGAGGAGAUGAAGAAAGCGAAGGCUAAUGCUACCGGCAACAAGAGAUUGGCUAUGGCGGCUCUUAGACAGAAGAAGGCACACGAGAACGAACUUGAUAGGAUCGCCGGCACAAGAUUGACACUUGAGACUCAGGUGAACGCUAUAGAAUCAGCGAACUUGAAUGCGGAGACAAUGGUGGCAAUGAAGAAGGGUGCGGAUGCUCUCAAGGGUAUCCACAGCAAUCUUACGGCCGAGGGUGUCGAUGCUACAAUGGACAAAAUCAGGGAGCAAAUGGACCUUACCAACGACAUUUCCGAUGCCAUUUCCAACCCCGUGGGCAUGGGUAUUGUUCUUGACGAGGAUGAUCUUAAAGAAGAAUUGGAGGCUCUCGAACAAGAACAGCUUGAUGACCGGCUUGCAGGGGCAGACCGUGUCCCAAGUCACCUUCCUGCGUCACCCGUCGGGCAAACGACAGGACGAGCCGCAGUGGAAGAAGAUGAGGAUGACGAAGAAGCCCAGCUUCGUAAACUCCAGGCUGAGCUUGCCAUGUAACAUCUCGUCUUCUAUACGGACCAUAGUCACUCCCUCCACAUCAGACCUCACGGCGCUUCUUGCACCCAUGCCGCAGUAUCCGUCUUUCCAUCUUUUACGAUGUUGUUUCCUUCCUGGUUUGAGUGAUCUUCUGGCUCUUCCAUAUAGAGCAUGUAAUAAUAUAUCACGAUUUGCAUAUGCCG
Messenger RNA from Cryptococcus deneoformans JEC21, 974 nucleotides. Its product is annotated as late endosome to vacuole transport-related protein, putative. Bases 130 to 792 code for a protein of 220 amino acids. The transcript is spliced from 6 exons. Gene Ontology annotation, biological process: vesicle budding from membrane; late endosome to vacuole transport via multivesicular body sorting pathway. Gene Ontology annotation, cellular component: cytoplasmic side of plasma membrane; multivesicular body; ESCRT III complex. The record is from RefSeq and is a predicted model, not a curated record. Lineage: Eukaryota; Fungi; Basidiomycota; Tremellomycetes; Tremellales; Cryptococcaceae.